GGCUCUUUCCUGGAAGUCACGGAGAUGGAAGAGGGGGUCUUGGUCCUUAAGCUCUCCCGGGAGCCCCAUUUUGCCCCUCCUGUGUUGACCUCACUCUGGCUAAUUCACGGUUUUCCCCAAUCUCUGUAUGUAAGAUGAGAAAAUCAGGGCUAGGAGUAAUUUGGCUAGCUUCAGGUAUGUUUUGUUGUUACUGCCAGGCCCCUCCCAUCACCUCUAUUCUUUCUUUGAACAAGUUCCCCCAACUUUCAUUCACUUUGGAGUGGGACGCUCUUCUCUACCUGUGAACCUUCUCUGGCCUUUAGCUUCUGCAAGCCCCUUCCCAACUGCUUCUAAUUCUCUGGGGAGUUCAUCUUGUCCUUCCUUGUGAAUUCUCUCAGGUGAACCAAGGCUCCUGGGAGAAUGGCCCUAGAAGCCCAGAUUUGCAGGAGCUGGAUCUGCUUAGCCCCUCUGGACUCCGGCUGGGCCUCUUCCACUCCUACCAUAGAUCUCUCCAUGACAGAUUCAGGAUGGUCGCUGUCCCUGCCUCCUCCGGACACUGCUUGCUAAUCCCUAUUUCCCAAAGAGGAGCCCCACCUCCUCAGAGCAAGGGGCUGGCCUGUGCUAUUUCUGGCCUUUCUGGGACUCUUCUGACAGCAGAUUCUUGUUUUCAGUCUGAUUCAGAUGUGAAACUUUUCCCGCGGCCUCUCACCCAGUUCCUGUGGGUUAAGGUUUCUGCCUCAUCACCCCCUAGUCAGGCCUUUCCAGUUCCCUGGUCAAAAAGUGCUUUCUGGUCUGUCGCUCAGUUUUUCUGGGACCUGGAAGAGGAAGUUCUGGGGGUUCAAGAGGGAGUUGUUCCCCAGUAGGGGCCCUUGGGCCCUGGGGUCAGCUUUUUGAUACUUUGAAGUAGAGAACUUUGAUUUCCAUGGCAAACCCUGUUUCUGUCCAGAGGAGUCACCUCCAGGGGCCCAUCCUCAGGCUGCGCUUCAUGGUGAAGCAGUUGGAGAAUGGGGAGGUUAACAUCGAGGAGCUGAAGAAAAACUUGGAAUACACAGCUUCCCUGCUGGAGGCUGUCUACAUCGACGAGACACGGCAAAUUCUGGAUACUGAGGAUGAGCUUCGGGAACUUCGGUCAGAUGCUGUGCCUUCAGAGGUGCGGGACUGGCUGGCCUCCACCUUCACCCAGCAGACCCGAGCCAAAGGUCGCAGGGCAGAAGAGAAGCCCAAGUUCCGAAGCAUCGUGCAUGCUGUGCAGGCCGGGAUCUUCGUGGAGCGGAUGUUCCGGAGAACAUAUACUGCUGUGGGCCCCACAUAUUCUACUGCAGUCCACAACUGUCUCAAGAACCUGGACCUCUGGUGCUUUGAUGUCUUUUCCUUGAACCGGGCAGCAGAUGACCACGCGCUGAGGACCAUUGUUUUUGAGUUGCUGACUCGGCAUAGCCUCAUCAGCCGCUUCAAGAUUCCCACUGUGUUCCUGAUGAGUUUUCUGGAGGCCUUGGAGACAGGUUAUGGGAAAUACAAGAACCCUUACCACAACCAGAUCCAUGCAGCCGAUGUGACUCAGACAGUCCAUUGCUUCCUGCUCCGCACAGGCAUGGUGCACUGCCUGUCAGAGAUUGAGGUCUUGGCCAUCAUCUUUGCUGCAGCCAUCCAUGACUAUGAGCACACAGGCACAACCAACAGCUUCCACAUCCAGACCAAGUCUGAAUGUGCCAUCCUGUACAACGACCGCUCGGUGCUGGAGAACCACCACAUCAGCUCUGUUUUCCGAAUGAUGCAGGACGAUGAGAUGAAUAUUUUUAUCAAUCUUACCAAGGACGAGUUUGUAGAACUUCGGGCCUUGGUUAUUGAGAUGGUGUUGGCCACAGACAUGUCUUGCCAUUUCCAGCAAGUGAAGUCCAUGAAGACAGCUCUGCAGCAGCUGGAAAGGAUUGACAAGUCCAAGGCCCUAUCUCUUCUGCUUCAUGCUGCUGACAUCAGCCAUCCAACCAAGCAGUGGUCAGUCCAUAGCCGCUGGACCAAGGCCCUAAUGGAAGAAUUCUUCCGCCAGGGUGACAAGGAAGCAGAGCUGGGGCUGCCCUUCUCUCCACUCUGUGAUCGCACCUCCACAUUGGUGGCCCAGUCCCAGAUAGGUUUCAUCGACUUCAUUGUGGAGCCCACCUUCUCUGUGCUGACCGAUGUGGCAGAGAAGAGUGUCCAGCCCUUGGCAGAUGAUGAUUCCAAGUCUAAAAGUCAGCCUAGCUUCCAGUGGCGCCAGCCUUCUUUGGAUGUAGACGUAGGAGACCCCAAUCCUGAUGUGGUCAGUUUCCGCUCCACCUGGACGAAGCACAUUCAGGAGAACAAACAGAAGUGGAAGGAACGGGCAGCAAGUGGCAUCACCAACCAGAUGUCCAUUGACGAACUAUCCCCCUGUGAGGAAGAGGCCCCACCCUCCCCUGCCGAAGAUGAGCACAACCAGAACGGGAAUCUGGAUUAGAGAGCUGGGGGCUGGCCAGGUCCUCACCGAGUCCAAAGUCUUCGAUGUCAUUAGCACUAUCCAUCCGAUUGGUUCUCCUAUCUGCUCCAAGGGAGUGUGUUGGUCAUGGGAGAGAUAGCUCACCUGAAAGCCCAAUGCUGGAGCUGGUAGGGUGGGGGAAGGUCCCCUCCCCACCCAAUACCCACUGGGACACAAGCUUGGGGAACCACAGGCCCCCAAUGGUCACUGUGCCCACCCCUUGCCUCUGGACUCCCUUCCUGGGUAGGUGGCUACUUGGGAGGGGUGAGCUUCCUACAGGCUUCCUAUGGCCUGGAGGGGAGGGUCAGAUGCCAGCCCCCUUGGCCCUCCCCAUCCUUCUUGCCUCCAAGUUUCUAAGCAAUACAUUUUGGGGGUUCCCACAGCCCCCACCCCAGAUCUUAGCUGGCAGGUCUGGGUUUCCGUUUCCCAGGGAAGCUGGCAGUUUUCAAGGGCCUGCAUGGGAAGGGCAGGAUGAGGUGGGGGACAGCCUCUUGACCCCAGAAGUGUGCUGCUCUAGCACUGCUCCUUUGCAAACUCCCUCUCUCCUCUGCCCAGGAAGUGGCUGGGAGAGGACAGGAGCCUUGGGAUUGUGCCUGCGGGAAGACUAUCCGGGGUCCUCAAGACCUUGGGGCUGGCCUGGGCUUGAGAAGCUUGUCACCUGCCCUACCUGGGUCUCUGGCCCUUUGCCUCCUUUCUGUCCCCGGGGACUAAGAGGCUCUCAUCCGACCAAUGUCUGUAAAUGCUUUGAGAUCUUCCUUCAGUGUAUAUGAACAAAGGAAGGAGGGGACAGCUGGCCCUGGUGCAAGUGGGGUAAGGUAUAACCCAGCAAUCCAUGUGGUCAGAGUGGGUCCUUCCUUCUCCCAGAACUGGCCUACGAAGAGAUUCCCCUCCCUGGGCCCCUCAGGGUGGAAGGCAGAAGGGGAAGGGCGCAGGGCUGUUGCUGCCUGGGGCACACAGAGCAAGUGAGGCCAGGCAGAGCCUCUUCCUUCCUCAGGCUCCUUGCCCCACCUCAUCCAUCCAAGAAAAGGCCGAGUCCAGGUGGCUGCCUCCUCCUUUCUUGUAAAUACCAGCCAUGCAUCUGUACAGUGGGCCCUGUUCUCGUGAAGUCCAUCUCCAUGGUGGUUAGACUUGCCACUCUGAACCGCAUGUGACUCCCCAUGCUUUUGGUCUCCCAGGCCCCUGAUAUAGCCAGAGAUCAAUAAAGAAGGGAGACCGGCUGGAUGUGUGUGGUGU
Messenger RNA from Microtus oregoni (creeping vole), 3703 nucleotides. It is a transcript of the gene Pde1b, whose product is annotated as phosphodiesterase 1B. The transcript has 15 exons. Gene Ontology annotation, molecular function: 3',5'-cyclic-nucleotide phosphodiesterase activity. The record is from RefSeq and is a predicted model, not a curated record. Gene Ontology annotation, biological process: signal transduction. The coding region runs from base 902 to 2452 and encodes 516 amino acids. Lineage: Eukaryota; Metazoa; Chordata; Mammalia; Rodentia; Cricetidae.